Messenger RNA from Talaromyces marneffei, 1935 nucleotides. RefSeq lists its product as uncharacterized. The record is from RefSeq and is a predicted model, not a curated record. The coding region runs from base 1 to 1935 and encodes 644 amino acids. The transcript has 4 exons. NCBI's taxonomy places the organism in Eukaryota, Fungi, Ascomycota, Eurotiomycetes, Eurotiales, Trichocomaceae.
AUGGCGAAGCCCACGCUGGGGGGCCUUGGUUUCCCUGUCAUCCCCAAAGCCCAUCCUCUUCCUAUUACUGGAAGCGGAUUACGGGAAGAGGGUAGGAACGACCAGAUCGGAAAAGCCUCGAGGCUGAACCGCAUUGCGGGUCGACCAUGCGCUGAUUCGCAUCUCUCUGCAAUUUGCACUAAACAUCCAACGGUCAGCGUCUUCCUUGUACAUACUCCGAAGCCAUCGUGCUAUCGCCACUCGUUUCUCUACCAUCGCCUGCUCUGUCCUCUGAUCCCCAUUCCGACUCACUUCCUUCGGUCAUCCUUUGGAGAUUUGACCCGGGACAGAGACAGAGGGGGAUCAUUCAGCAAAGAAGGAGGAGGGGAAUUGGAAACAACGACCAGCAGACCAAAAAAAAAAUAUUUCAAGAUGAAUCACAAAUAUUCAUUACUGGGCUGGGCGUCUUCCAGACAGGGGCCAUUUCAAUUGCGAAUUGGUCGCCUAGCGUAUUUCGCUACCGUCACCGUCGUCGCUCUUUUCGUUUUCUCUCUCGCCUACGUCUAUGUCGAAGAACCGCCGUUCUGGAAACCUGGGCCACCUCACCAAUCCCUUGAUGAUAUGGAUACUGGUAGCGCGCAUAUCAUGGUCUCACCGGGCUCUCACACCGAGCCAGAAGCAUCUCCUCUCCCAACAUUAUCAUCGCUGCCUCGGCCUGCGUUGGGAUCCUCCCAUGAUACAACUUCCUCCGAAGAUGACCUAGCCUCAGCUGUUUCAAGUCUGCACAAGCCAGAAGGCUUGAGGGUCGUUGGUAUUAUCUUCUAUGGACGUCGCGAUCGUUCGUCUAUACUUGAAUGCUACCUGCGCCAAAAUUUGGUUUCCAGUGGUGGCUGGUUGGACGAGGUCAUUUUCGCCGCAAACACCGAUAACCAAGAAGAUCUCGCCUGGCUCGAUCGAGUAGCCGGUGCAUCAGGAGGUGAUUACAAGGUCGUGCGUAUGGAAGAGAAGGGUUAUGGCAACGUUUAUGAAGCCUCCUUCAAGGAACGAAAUACGAUUUAUGUCAAGAUUGAUGACGACGUCGUCUUUAUCGACCCGCAGGCCAUUCCCAAAGCCGUCACCACACUGAUCAACAACCCGAAUGCGCUGAUGAUCUCAGCCAAUGUCGUCAACAGCCCUGCACUGGGCUGGUGGCAUUAUCAUUCCGACGUUGCACGACCAUACAAACCGGAGCUGGAGCCAAAUAAGACGGCACUGGCCACACGUGGAAAUGGUGCAUGGAGGGCAUCUCAACUACCAACAUGGUCCGGCGACCACGAUCUUGAUUUCACCAGGUUUGAGAAUUUCACCGACUACUUCAACGUCGAUAAGCCAGAAGACAUUCCCAAACAUCGUUGGUUGCCCACACGAAAUGAAACGGAUAUGUACACUUCAAGCAUUGCCGCCACAAAUGCAGAGGGCGGACCUCAUCUUACACAAUGGGAAAUCGGUGCUCAGAAUCAUUACGCUUUUUUCGAACACCUUGAGAACAAUGAAUUGGGCAAGUACUUCUUGUCCAAGGACUAUGGCAAGGGCACGAUUUGGCAUAUGCGCGGCUAUCGAUUGAGUAUCAACUUUAUUGCCAUGCAUGGAUCGGACGUGCUUGAUUAUAUGGAUAUCAUCACGGGACACCCACAAGGUGACGAUGAGCAUCAGUUGACCGUUGAGAUGCCACGGUUGCUCCGACGACCCGUCCUUGUUGAAUCCCAAUCCAUCGUUUCACACUUCUCGUACGGACCUCAACGCUGGCUCCACAAAACCGACAUCCUAGAUCGGUAUUUCAACUACGCGAAUGACAACGUUUGCCCCGAGCAGAGUCUCAUCGAUCCACUGAACCCGGACAAGACAUGGAAAUUACCCUCGAACCCUACGAAAUCCUCACACUCUUCACCUUCGUCCACGAAAGCGUCCCUCUCAUGA